GCGAAAGGAAAGAAAGAGAGGCGACACAGAACGGAGGAGGAAAGAGAUCUGGCGGGCUUAGGAGGAGAAGAGAAGAAAGAAAAGGAGACGAGAGAGUGAGAGAGAGCGAGGGCGAGAUGGACGAUUACGCGAGGGAGAUGAUGGACCUCAAGACCCUCGUUACUCGCACUCUGGAAAAGAAAGGUGUGCUCGCCAAGAUUAGGGCUGAGCUUAGGGCAAGUGUUUUUGAGGCAAUAGAAGAAGAGGAUCAGGUUCUUCAAAAUGAAGAGGGCGUACCUCCUGCAUUGCUCGGUAGCUGCAAUGAUCCUGCUAAGCAGCUGCAUGCCUCUUCUUCAGGAAGGCUACUUACAGCAUUAAUAUGUGAAUACUUGGAGUGGGCCCAGCUAGGCCACACACUUAAAGUUUACUUGCCUGAGUGUAAUUUGCCAAAGGACUUUUGGAAAGCUGAACUGAGAGAUUUCAGUAGCAAAAAUGGUUAUGACAUGAAUAGGGGUGGUGAAAGUGGUCCUUUACUUUUAGAUGUUCUCGAAGGAUAUCUAAAAUAUGAGAACUUGUCUCAAGCAAGAGCGGCAGGAAGGAGAAUAAUCAAUAUGGAGACUGACUCUGUGUCAAACACAGAGCCCAGAAACACUCGGAGGCCAUCAUCAUCAUCCGUUGCUGGAGGCUUACCUCCAUUGGGAAGGCCAGUCCCGGUUUCCCAGUCAGCAGACAGGAGAUUAGGCUCCUCAGCUUCUAGCAUCCGGAAGGAUGAAUACAAUUGGAGAUAUGAUGCUGAUGAGCUUUCAGAAGAUGUGAUUCGAGCUUCAAAUGCUUUAGAAAACAUUCAGUUGGACAGAAAAGCACGGAACUUGACAACAUCUUGGAGGCAUGCUGCUGAUGAUGGUAUCAUGGAGGAUGAUGGCAAGGUGGAUGAUCGUUAGUGUCAUUUGUGGAUUGUGUUUGUAAUUUCCUGUCUUCCUUCUGUUUGUCUGAAUGAUAUCAAAAUGUAGAAGCCAGUUUAUGGAAGAUUGUAGUAUGUGCUCUUGGUAAUUUAUUUUGUGUUUUUUUUUUCUUUUUACUGCAUUUAAGCGCAGAUGGCAGUCUAAAAUAUCAAUUUAAGCACGUUGUAGCUGACUCCUGAUAUGCUAGGCAUGGAUGCCGUUGAGCAUGAUUUAGUUAAAGGAUUUGCUGAGGCUUCUAUUUGGUAUUAUUAUGUAUGGUGAAUUUUUCGCACUUGGAGUGAAUAUAUGGUGUUUUGCUUGGA
Phoenix dactylifera (date palm) is the source of this 1243-nucleotide messenger RNA. RefSeq names its product protein TONNEAU 1a-like. The record is from RefSeq and is a predicted model, not a curated record. Gene Ontology annotation, molecular function: protein binding. NCBI's taxonomy places the organism in Eukaryota, Viridiplantae, Streptophyta, Magnoliopsida, Arecales, Arecaceae.